UGCAUGCUGAGCAUCGAGCUGGCUCUGGCGUCUCAGGCCAUUCAGACAGCAAUUCGACGCGUGCAGUAGCCGCACGGCUCUGGUUUUAAGGUGUCGUCUUAAUUUCAGAUCGAUACGUGCGCUAGAUCACACAACACAUUUGCCCACACCAGCUCAUUUGCAACAAACAAAAGCCAUGCGACGACACGCCGCACUGCUGUGCGCCGCCGUCGCGACGCACGCCUUCGCGCCGCCGACGCACAACCACUUCCUACAAAAACAACAGCAACCAACGCGCGUCGCGCCGCUCGCGCUCGGGGGCAAGGAAGGCGAGGGCCUCGGCGACGUUUUGAGGAAGUACGGCGUCGUUGCUUUAGUGUUCCACUUUAGCGUCUGGCUGACGACGCUGAGCGCGAGCGUCGCGGCGCUGAGUGUCUACGACACAAGUACGCUCCUCGAAGCGCUGCCGGAGCCGCUGAGGGGCCAGAUCCCAAUAUCGAGCGGCGCGGCGACGCUGCCCGUCGCCUUGGCGCUGUGCGAGGUCGUCGGGCCGGCACGGUUGGCGCUGACCGUGGCCGCGACGCCGGCCGUCGCCAGCACUCUGCGAAGCAACGCGCGCUUCGUCGAGCUCGAGGACUCCGUAAACGAGCGGCUCCUGGAGCUGCUGCCCGGUGGUGGGUCCGAUUAAUUUUCUGUGAUGUC
Pelagomonas calceolata is the source of this 681-nucleotide messenger RNA. The record is from the annotation of a GenBank genome assembly. NCBI's taxonomy places the organism in Eukaryota, Pelagophyceae, Pelagomonadales, Pelagomonadaceae.